Messenger RNA from Clunio marinus, 790 nucleotides. The record is from the annotation of a GenBank genome assembly. NCBI's taxonomy places the organism in Eukaryota, Metazoa, Arthropoda, Insecta, Diptera, Chironomidae.
CAAAAAAUAUAAAAACAUCAAAAUUGCAAGCGGUAAUUUCACAAAAAAAUAAAAUAUCGAAUGAAAAAUGGUUAAGCUAACUACAGAACUCAUUAAUUCGUGUAUGCAAUACAUUAAUCCAUGUCGCGAUCGUGAACUCGAUUUGAGAGGUUACAAAAUACCGGAAAUUCAAAAUAUGGGAAGUACUUUAGACCAGUUCGAUACCAUAGACUUCAGCGAUAAUGAUUUGAGAAAACUUGGAGGUUUCCCGCAUUUACAGAGAAUUAAAUGUCUUCUACUCAAUAACAAUAGAAUCGCACGUAUUGCUGAUGAUCUCCACGAAACUAUUCCAAACCUUGAGAGUUUGAUCCUCACCGGUAAUAAUCUUCAAGACCUUGGAGAUAUUGACUCGUUGUCAAAACUUCCGAAACUUGCAGUUCUUUCAUUACUGACAAAUCCCAUAGCCAGCAAGAAACAUUAUCGUGAAUACGUCAUAUUCAAAUUACCCCACCUUCACCUUCUUGACUUCAAAAAAAUUAAGCAAAAGGAACGAAUGGAGGCAGUGGCUUUCUUUAAAAGCAAAAAAGGCAAAGAAAUUCAAAAGGAAAUUCAAAAACGAAGUCGAUUAAAUCUUGUGACUUCAGCUGAAAACGACAAGCCAAAAGUUCAAAACGUUAAUGCUGAUAUACAAAAGAUACGUGAAGCUAUAUCGAAAGCCACCUCAUUACAAGAAGUGGAGCGUCUCACAAAAAUGUUGACAUCUGGACAAAUCAGCAGUGAAUUUUUUAAUGAAGAUGAAAUGAUGAAUUAA